GAUGAAUCUACUAGUCUUAGUAUUUACGCUGGUUACUUGAAGCUUAUGUUACAGCAAAAACAUAUAUCAGUACGUUUAAGUCAUAGUGACAAAACUAAACUACUUCGGAUUGUAACGGAAAUGUCUAGGGGCGAACAAGAGAGUUUGAAACAACAAGCAAGUAAAUUGUUAGAACAAUUGCAAAUUUUACCGUUCCGAAAGAUUAAGUUUUCUUCAAAGUUGUUCUAUGACCAAGAUGACCUGGCUUUGGUGAAAAAGCUUAAGCAAAAAUUUGGGCACAACGCCAUUUUAAUUAUGGGUAAUUGGUCUGCCCCGAAUGUAAAAUUUCAAGAAUCAACAAGAAAUAAGGGACUCAUAAACAUGCUAAAAAAGAAUGACUUCAAGGUUUAUCUUGUCGAUGAAUUUCGUACCUCAAGUUUCUGUCCCAAUUGUGAAAACAGACUAGAGAAGUUUAAGCUCAUUGAUAAUCCAAGACCAUUUCAGCGCGAAAAAAUGCCUACUGUAUUCUGCCAUGGUUUACUUUGUUUGUUUGUAGUUGCGAACAUAUACAUUGCUUAAAUGAACACGAAGAUAAAAGAAGAAUAUGGAAUCGAGAUCUGGCGGCAACACUAAACUUUAAAGAGAUAUGGACAAGCCUUAGACAUAAUGGCAAGAGACAUCUUUCGCUUUCACGUCCAAAACAACAACAACAAUUAUGAUUAUCCGCUUUCGCUAUUUCAUGCAGGUAAAUAUUGCUCUGAGCUUACUUGAAAAUAUUGGUGAGCCAAUCGUUUUUCAGUUUUCCACCAAUCAUGC
Messenger RNA from Cokeromyces recurvatus, 795 nucleotides. RefSeq lists its product as uncharacterized. The transcript is spliced from 2 exons. The record is from RefSeq and is a predicted model, not a curated record. NCBI's taxonomy places the organism in Eukaryota, Fungi, Mucoromycota, Mucoromycetes, Mucorales, Mucoraceae. Bases 46 to 558 code for a protein of 170 amino acids.